GAGGACCUGCUCUCUGUGUAGACGACUAUAAGUUCACGUUUAGUGGCGACUGCAGGCCGUCUGCAGAGAACAGAGGAACAUGGUGGACUCUGUAGUUCCAGAUGAUUGUGAAAAUCAGGUGUCACUUUUACUCCGUCAGCCCAUUUUUCUGCCCGUCAUUCUCAGAGCAGCGUCCGAACACACCUGCUUCCGUCUGCUGGUCCGUUUCUUUCUUUCAGCUCUGACAAGAUGGAGAUGUCGUCUUUGGACAAGAUGGAGAAUUUCCUCAGCAACGUCACUCUCAACUCCAGCAAACCGGAAGUGUGUGAGUUUGGAUCGGGCUACGUGGCCGCCCUCUCGCUGAUCGACAUCAUCACUUUUCUGGUGGGACAACCGGUGGUCAUCAGAGUGCUGUGGAGCUCCUACACAUCCAAGAAGGCGAUAGAUAUCCUGAAUUGUAAUUUAGCUUUAUACCACUACUUGCAGUACUGGUUCGCCAUCGUGCAUUUAUGCGUCCUUCAUUUGAAGCCAAAUAGCCAGAAUACACUCCUCAAGUUUCUGCUUGUGUAUUCAAUGUUCGGAGGCCCGAUGAGUUUGUCUUUUAUCUGCCUGGAGAGAUACGUUGCUGUGAUUCACCCCUUGUUUUACCCCCUGCUGAAGACGUACAGAUUCAGGGAGGCUGCUGCCUCAUUGGUGUGGCUCUUCUCUGUGCCCAUCGCCUUGCUUAGCUCUGUAGUAGGCAACUCUCUCCACGCUCUCAGAGAGACACUUACAAGAGAUCUUCCUCUCGCCUGGUUGUUGGGCAUGAAUGGGAUGAUGGUGCACUGCAGCAUCUGCAUUCUGAAGACGCUGGUGAAGUCCGGCCCGGGUGGAGACAAGAUGUCCCCGCAGAAGAGGAGAGCCUUUAAAACCGUCUGUGCCACUUCAGUCACCAAUCUGAUGUGUUACUUUCCGGUGACUGUCCUGCAGCAGUACGGCUUUGAUGAGAUGGUGUUUGAAUGUUUGGUCACACCUCUGUGUAUACUGUUGUUGUCUGCUGCCAGUGUUGUGCAUCCAAUCUUCUACCUCUCGGCCCAGGGGAAGCUGUUCACCUGCUUUAAGUGAGAAAACAGCCUCAUCGUUUCAUUCCGUUCACUUGAACUCAAACUUAAAGGGUUACUCCCCCUUAAUUAAAGUGUGUUUACACGUCUUGGGGAGUUCUACUGCGUAUGUGAAAAGAGUAGUAAUAAGUCUUUUGUGGCUCCAGAGGAAGCUGCACUUAAUCUGAUAAAUUGCUUCCAGAGACGUCACCCAGUGGUUGCAUUGUGGGUAAUAUAGGCAGCAGCUUUUGAAAAGCCUUACCCUCCUUAUAACAUCGUUGGACUUAUUAUGCACAGUUUAAAUCGAUAGAGAAGAACCAGAAACAUCAACAUUUUAGUCCACACAUUCUUCUUCUUCUUCUUCCUUUUCAAAAGCUACAUUACCCACAAUACAAUUUACCCACUGGUUGUGAUCACUGGGGGCAAUUUAUCAGAUUACAUGCAGCUUCCUCCAGAGCCACAGAAGGCUUCAUACAGUAGUUCUCCAAAAGUGUGUAAAAUUGGUGGCGUUACCCUUUAACUUGAGACUCAGUGAUGGGAAACAGAAUCACCUGAUUGUAGAAAUCUGGCUGUCCAGACUUUGGAGACAAAUUUAGCUACCUGAAAGGAGAUUUUGACCAAAACAAUGAUUCUUUAAUGGAGAAAUAAUGUAACUGUCUCAGUUAAACCUUAAUGCAGGCAGACAUGGUGUGUUGGUGACUGAAUGUGUGAUCAGUUUUGUGGAUUAGCAGUGGAAAUUAGUAUGAAAAACAUGUGACAAAGCACUUACAUGAACACCAUAUCAUCCUAUGAAAAUGUUAUGUAAAUAAGGUUUUUGUUCGAAUAGAGAGUGUUUAUCUUGCGCUGUAUGUUAUUCUGUGGUGAUGGAAAUAUUGAAAUACUGCUUUGACAAAAAACAACAUUCAGCCUUUUGAAUAUAUGAACACGUGUGUUUGCGGUGUAAACCUCCUCAACAUAUUUUGUAUUUAUUUGAAGAAAGACAAAAGUGGCUGAUGGUGCAUCAUCAAAAGUCAGUGUAAUGUAUGUAAUGUACGCACCUCUGUCAUCUGAUGACGACAGGUGCAUUACGUUCUGUAAUGUGUCAUA
Acanthopagrus latus (yellowfin seabream) is the source of this 2144-nucleotide messenger RNA. RefSeq names its product somatostatin receptor type 1-like. The transcript is spliced from 5 exons. Bases 229 to 1083 code for a protein of 284 amino acids. Lineage: Eukaryota; Metazoa; Chordata; Actinopteri; Spariformes; Sparidae. The record is from RefSeq and is a predicted model, not a curated record. Gene Ontology annotation, molecular function: G protein-coupled receptor activity. Gene Ontology annotation, biological process: G protein-coupled receptor signaling pathway. Gene Ontology annotation, cellular component: membrane.